AUGGCGACAUUCGCAUCCUUCGGCGGCAUUCUUCUCGGUUACGAUACCGGGUCGAUAAAUGGUAUCCUGCAAAUGCCCGACUGGUUGAAGACAUUCGGAGACCCCACUCCAAACGUAGGGACCACUGCGGUACACUUCUCUAUCGCGACCCCCACUGAAUCACUCGUGGUCUCUAUCCUCUCCGCGGGCACAUUCCUGGGUGCUCUGGGCGGCGCACCCGUCGCCGAUAUAACUGGGCGCCGAACUGGCAUUCUGAUCUCAUGCGUUGUCUUCUGCCUCGGCGUCGCUCUCCAAACCGGGGCGUCUACUCUGCCCACUUUCAUUGCCGGCCGCUUCUUCGCGGGCUUCGGUGUCGGCCUCAUAUCCACCCUCGUGCCCAUGUACCAGUCCGAGUGCUCGCCGAAGUGGAUCAGAGGCGCUGUCGUCUCCUGCUGGUCUUUGACAAUCACAGUCGGCCUCCUCCUCGCUUCGGUCAUCAACAACGCUACGAAGGCUCGCCCGGAUCAUGGCGCGUGGCGAAUUCCCAUCGCGAUCCAGUUUGUGUGGGCUUUCAUCCUAUUUGUCGGAAUGCUGUGCCUCCCUGAGACACCGCGGUGGCUGAUGAAGGAGAACAGGGAAUCGGCUGCGUCGAAAUCGCUAUCCCUCUUGACAGGAUCUCCCCCGGAUGAUGUAACAGUACAGACGGAGCUUAAGGUCAUCCGGGAAGCACUGCGAACGGAAGACGAAGCGGGCGAGCGCACGUAUCGCGACUGCUUCCGGCUCACUCCCAACCGGAUCGCCCUACGCACCUUGACCAGCAUCGUGAUCCAUGCAUUGCAACAAUUAUCGGGCAUAACCUUCAUCUUCUAUUACGGGACCACCUUUUUCGCCAACGCGGGCAUCAAAAAUCCUUUCCUAGUGAACGUCAUCGUCAAUAUCGUGAACAUGUGCAUGACACUCCCUGGCAUCUGGGGUGCGGACAAGCUUGGCCGCCGCCCACUUCUCAUCUGGGGCGCCGUAGUGAUGUGUGUUUGCGCCUAUCUCGUGGCCAUUCUCGGGGCUGCCGUCCCGGUGCAGGAUAUCGCGUCUCAGCGCGCAGUCAUCGCGCUCGUAUGCAUCUACAUCGCCGCAUUCGCGGCGACCUGGGGCCCGCUCGCGUGGGUUGUCGGAGGAGAGAUCUUCCCGCACAACAUCCGUGCGAAGGCGGUAUCGCUCUCAGUUGCGUCUCAUUGGAUCUGGAACUGGGCAAUCUCGUUCGCUGCGCCAUACCUCGUCAACUCCGGCAAGGGCAACGCCCAUCUGGGCGAGAAGGUCUUCUUUAUCUGGGGCUCCAUGUGCGCGGCCUGCGUGCUGUUCGCGUGCUUCUGCAUACCCGAGACGAAGGGUCUCUCGCUCGAACAGGUCGACGUCCUCUACCAGCAUUGGUCCCCCGGAUCGGCCCGUAGGUUCCGCACGGGGACGCUCGAGGGUGGCGCUGGCAGCAGGAUGGAGAAAGCAGCUGCCGAUGUUGACAAGAAGGAUGAAGGGUCAUGGGAGUUGGCUGUAGAGACGAUCCCAGUCCUCGACGUGUGA
Molecule: messenger RNA, 1551 nt
Organism: Trametes versicolor FP-101664 SS1
Lineage: Eukaryota; Fungi; Basidiomycota; Agaricomycetes; Polyporales; Polyporaceae
Product: MFS monosaccharide transporter
Exons: 5
Coding region: 1-1551 (516 amino acids)
Biological process (GO): transmembrane transport; carbohydrate transport
Cellular component (GO): membrane
Molecular function (GO): carbohydrate:proton symporter activity
Source: RefSeq, a predicted model, not a curated record